AUGGCAUGCCGAUUCCCCGCGCGAGCUAAAGCAAAUCGUCGAGGAAUCAUCCGGUUUAUCACAUCUUUGACGAUGGGAACUCAAGCAGGACCUCUGGUGGCUCGCACUCCCAUAAUUGAACUCCCUGCUGAGCUUCAGAAAACGAUUAAGGAAGCUUCAAAAGACUUUGAAGUGAUAAAUAUCGAUUUGGAUCAAAUCACGAAAGAAAUGGCCCGCAGAGUCGAAGGAUUGUUACUCUACACUCCGGCUUAUUUACCAAUUGAUUCAAAGGUGAUGGGUUAUUUUCCUAAUCUCAAAGUUAUCAGCAACUGUGGAGUUGGUAUUAACCACAUCGAUAUAGCAGCCGCUACUGAACGUGGAAUUGCCGUCGGGAAUACACCAGAUGUUGUUACUGAUUGUUCAGCCGAUUUGGCGUUCUCCCUUUUGUUGGCUUCUGCUCGAAACGUUGUAGAAGGAGACAGGAUUGCAAGAAGUCCAGAAACCAAAGAGGUAAAUUUGCUAUAAAGUCAAAGAAAUGGUUGCAUUGUAUUUGAGAAAAUGUUUUAAUUUGCCUUGCAUGUUUGCGCGGUCGUUUUGAGGCUACAGUUUACAGUCAAAUCGGGUCAAGCGUACGCCCCAAGAUGCCAUUAAUGAAUUUAUUAUUCCAAAGUUUAAUCCCUUGGUAGACGUAAAUUUCAGAUUCAUCUCUCCAGUCUUGCAUGCGUAAUGAGCCGUGAAUUCACACGCGAGGCAGUUAUAAAAUUUGUACCACCUCAGUUUCCCUGAAUUUGACGUAAAUGUCUUCGAAGCAAUUUUAUCCAUUCAAAGAUUUUCAAUCUGACCAAAUACAGAGAAGUUCUCGUAAAAUAUUCACUGCUCAUUACGCAUGUAGGAAUGCCAAUUUGAAUUUGACACCAGUUACGGGAACAAAUCAACCUCGUCCCCAGGGCUUUUCCCUUAAAGGGAAAAGCCCUGGGGACGAGGUUGGGGGACAAAUCUAUGACACCCAUUGUAUUGUGUGACUGCUUUUCAAAUUUACGUCUGUGUUUUGAAAAUAGUACUAAAUACCAACCAAAACACAGACAGCGGAUUGCGACCAUGACAGCCUUUAUUAAAACAUGUAAAUAGGUAAUCACUCAGUAUAGGCACAAUAUUAAAAUGAAACAGGUAAUAACUAGUUACACUCAAAUGGAACAAACAAAGGUAUACGUCAUAAUUUGUAAAAAGAGAACGACGAGUGUAGCUAAAUGUCGUGGGUCGUGGGUGUGGGAGUGGGUAAAUGUCGUGGGUGAAAAAAUGUCUUCCAAAAAAAAUUUAAAAAAUGAAAAAGCAAAAAGUUGUAAAAUUCAUGAAACGAAAAUCUCCGAGUACAUACCAGUCCUAUUCCCCUUCCCCGCGGUCAGCAAAAGAAAUGAGCGAAUCCUCUAGUACAAACGGUCACUAAAAAGGCAUUUAGGUGAAAAAUAAAAGAAACUCUGUACACUGUGUAGACCUGGAGCAGGCUAGAGAAAAACUGGAGACUGAACUGAUCUUUCUCAAAGAUGUCAACAUUCGUGACUGAAACGUCCUUUCAGUUUAAGCAAAGACUUUGUACACAAAACAAAACAAAAAAGAAUCGCGAAGAUUGUAUUUCCGUACGGCAAUAAAAUUUUCAUACAGUCUCGCCGCUUAACUUGAAAUGUUGGAAAUGAAGGUGUUUCCUUCGUAAGAUAAGAGACCUAAAACUUCUUUAAGAAAGACUUCUAUCCAGAAAUAUGAAUUACCUCAAAAUUGUCCUUUUUCCCUACCCUUUCUCACGGUGAUCGCAUUCCACCGUGCUAAAAAAAUGGGCGUAUGGAAAAGCCGGAAUCCGGAAUCCGGAACCGGAGCCGAAAACGGAAUCGGAACCGGAACCAGAACUUAAAUUGAGACCAGGGUAAACUGGGAAACACUGAAACCAGUUACCGAUACCCGUGUGGAAAUAAAAUUCAAGAUGGCGUCCUCUGUUAUCAUUGUUUUGAGAAAUUCUCAGCACAGUGAUCGUGAUACCAAAGAAAUACUCACCGCGCAAAAGAGCUUACGUUUGUUUAUUUAGUACACGCAUGUGUUCUACUUUAUCAAACAUGCUUACACAUCACGCUUAGACACUUUUACUACAAAAAGCAAACAAACAAACAAAAUAUUCAGUUGUAAAAUACAUGACUUUAUAAAAAAAAAGAACAUAACCACUAAAAUUCAAAGAAUCAGCCCAUAGUGUUCCGCCGCAGACUCGAGCAUAAAUUCAAGGCACAACAACUUCACAUUUUCACACGUAUUCAUAUUUCAAUCGAUUCGUCGCUUUGUCGCGAUCUGUAAACGAAAACAGAUAUGUUUUUGUAAAAUGGUAACAUUUUUUGGUAACAUUGUAUAUUCUUACUCGUACCUUUUGUUAAAAGGGCUCCGUGUUUCAUCCAUUGUGAGGGAAAGGCGGCAAAGGGAGGAGUAACACUCACGCGUAUAUGAAAUUCUCGAAGAAAAAUUUUGCCCCGUACGCAAAAAAUGCGACAGUAAAAAAUAUAAUAACAAUAAAUAAAUAUAAUGUGGGGAUGAAAAGUCUUGAUCUAGCAAUUAUUGUUAGUGACACUCUUAAGACAGAAACGUCCCCAAUUUUUAUUUCUUAGGUUCGGAUUCGGGUUCCAGUUCCGUUUCCGUUUCCGUUUCCGGUUCCGCUUCCGGUUCCGGAUUCCCGCUUUUCCAUACGCCCUAAAAAAAUCUCCGCUGAUGAAAGGAAUUGUCGAUCGAAUAAAGAUUAAUAGUGAGCAGCCAUUUCCAUUCAGCGAGUCAGAGCUGUACCAUACUUUCUGCCAAUUGCAGGUAUAAUUUACGUCUGUUUCGUUUAUUUCGCGGCGAUAGCUCAGGUAUGGAUAAAUCUUCAUCGGCGACAUGUCUUUUAUACAGUGAUGUUGUGAAAGGGGAGCCAAGUCUCACGUAGCUUAGGAAAUAUCAGGAAGAGGACCAAAAAGGCAAUCAAGGAGUUGAAGAUUUUCGUUUCAUAAAUAUUUUACAACUUGUUUCUAUUUAUUUCAUUUUUUUUUCAAUUAUUUUACUUUAUCAUUUUUUUUCUAUACGUUUUUUACCCACGACAAUUACCCACACCGACACCCACGACCCACACCCACACCCACGACAUCUACCCACUACCCACGACAUCUACCCACUACCCACGACCCACGACAUUUAGCUACACUCGAGAACGACUGUCACGCAUAAAGUAACUUGAGAUCAGGCAUUCUCUCUAACGGCUCACAAGUUUGUGCUCACUGCGGCCAGAUUUUGGCCGCAACGCUGAUUGGCUGUUAGAACAAUGCCACAAGAUCUGAUUGGCUCUUGGAAUCAACGGAAGUUAUAAAAAGCGCUUAUUCUUCGCGCGGUUGUUUGCGAAUGAUCAGCCGUAGGCGGAGAGAAGGAUCGAUUUUGCUGUCUUUUCUAUUGUUUUAUGGUCUUGUAGUAGGAAAAUAUGCCUUAAUAUGUGCCGCGGAAAUUCAGAAAAUUCAGAUGGUUGUUCAUAUCUUCUCAGGAUUUGCUUUAUUUACGGAACUAAUGGGAGUGUAUCGCAGAGUUGAAUCUCUCUGCCAGUUGUUGACCGCGAACAAUGUGUAGAAUGUGCCUUUUGAUUUACCAACAAACGAGUGCAAAUCAAAAUACUGUCCAUCUUAAAACUGGUUUCAUUUUAAAGUUUAGCCUGGAAUGACUUCUCUGAACGGGGUACGCAAGCGGAGGCUCACUAAGAAAGAAACCUCAAUCGCCAACUGUGAAGUAUUAGACGAAGAAUAUCGCAUCGCUGUACAUGUUCAAGGAAUUUUUUGUAGGCAUUAUUAUAAGCUAGUGGCGCUAGUCUUAAGGUAACAGACUUGUUGUUUGCCUUCGCUUUUUGUGAAAAAUAAACCAGGAAAACCGGUGUCCUCGCUCGUUGGCUGUUUGCUUUUUGUUAAUUUCGAUUAAUAAAUUUGGCAAGCUUUUCAAACCUGCAGUAAAACAACAACACAACUAAAGAGAACUCUAAAGUGUGUUUGCGUAAUGUUGUUUUUCGUUUUGUUUAUAGGUCAGUUGAGCAUGCAUUUUAGUAGUGUCGUUUCGUCUUCCCAAAUUGGCAGAUAAUAUUUACCUGGAUGUAUAAAAAAAAUAUUUUUUAGGCGUUUGUUUCUCUAGUAAAUUCGCAAAUUGCAAGUGUAUUCACGGGACUAAAUCAGCUAAAUUAAAUGCACUUGAAAAAUUCGUUUGGUUUGUUCUGAGAUAAUUUAUAUAUCAGGCUUUGAAAAAGUUUGCGAUUUUUUCCUCCAAGAUUUUUAAAGAUUUAUGUACUGAAAAUCGGGCAAAAUUGCCGUGGAAAAUACAAAGGCAACACAAAAACAGAAAUUUCAGUAUUUUAAAUUCGAGCACGCCCAGCCAAAAUAUUAAAACUAGAACAUCGUGUCGCCGUCCUUUCGAAAACGUUUCACCUUCUACGCCAACAGAAAUAACCUUCGAGAUCUCCUUUAAUCUCGUACGAAGUUAAAUGUGAUUGUGCUGAUUGUUUUAUUUUUGGUUAAAAAAUUAAAAGGUAAAAGUUGUUUCUUAAGUCAGCGAGUCUGCAGUUUUCCCACGUAUGAAAAAUUUGCAUACUAAAACAAAGAUUUACUUUUUGUUUAUCUUCAACCUAGUGUAAAAAAGAAUUCGUAAAACCUCGCUAUUUUGACUUUACAAUGAAUAUACAACUAAAAACUACCCGGGGAGGGUAGGGUGGAAAAACUAGUAAAUGCCAGCUACUUAUGACUGUUUGCUAGCCGAGCUAUCUUGCAAGUGACUUUAUAAGAUGCUGGCCAGGGCCCGGAAUUUAUAUAAGCGUGCUUGUACUUUUACUGGCAUUGAGUACAAAAGCUGAUCGUAAAAACACUGGAUACUUCGUGACGAGUAAAAUAACUUGAUUUACCAGACUAGUCUAUGUAAAACUUGUACUAGGGUUAAGGCUGUCUUAGUCCCGGUACCCCAUGUUUGAUAUUUAAUUAGAAGAACAUCACAAACCUGAUGCCAACCGAAAAUAUAACCACGAGUUUCUAGUUUCCAGAAUGAUUUUCAUUAAAAUAAUUUUAGGUUUUGGUUUAAUCACCGCCUUUUUUUUCUUGCAUUGCAAACUUAAUUUGUAAAUUUGCUGGAAGAUUUAUUUGAUAGGCAUUCACCGCGACUUGCAUUUAUCACGAGAUACUGAUUCAUUUCAUGGCCUCUCGUGUACAAACGGGAACGCCUGAUAACAGCCCCUAAGAAAGUCUGCGUAGGAUACUAUGACGAAUUAUGACUGCAGAAUUUUAAACAAUACACUAUAUGAGGAGCUCCAGGCAUAAUGUCGGCAUAAUGCUAAUAUUUUCUUUGCAGAGUCAUAUCAAAGACUGUAGCUUGGAUGAUUAUUUAGUUGGUGCGAGAGGGAAUAAGGAGAAUGACCGCUUCAGCCGAGCAUAAUUUUAAGCAUAUUAGUCAUGGUUUGAUGGGUUACGCUGAAAAGAAUAAAAUUCGAUUUUACGAGCAUAAUCCGUGAGGAUUGAGGAAUGACAACUCAAAAAAAGCUUAUACGAAUGACAAUGUAAUUGACAUUUGGCACCAAAGCAAAGAUGCUUAACCCUUUAAGCCCUAGGGGUGAUCAGCAUCAAAUUUCUCCUCGUAAUAUCAGUGCUUUGUAAAACAGAGUGGUCAUGAGAAUUACAGACAUGAUCACACAAGAUGAAUUUGCUUGAUUUUUGUCAGGUUCACCCCACUGCUUCUGUAGGAAAUGAAUAGGGGCAACAAAUGAGAAUUCAAAUUUUGAUCUUAGGGUAAAGAGUUAAGUAAUGGCAAAGCAAACUCUUUCCCGGGGUCCGCUGGACCCUGGGAAGAGUCUCAUUAUCAAAGAACUGACGAAUAUUUUUUGUUCAGAUAUCUUCUUAUGUAACUUAUAAUGAAUACCGUGUAGCCUGAAAAUUUUGCGGGAGUUUUAUUUUGCGGAUUGGCGAUUUUUUGUGGUUUGCGGGAACAAAUUUUUGCGGUUCGAGAUGACUGAAAUUUCUGGUGGGAACUAAUUUUUGCGAUUCUCUGUUCAAGUAGCAGAAUAUUUUUGUGGAAGAAACCUUAAUAUGGUGUUUUUCAACUUUUAUUUUACGGUAUGUUGAGUCAAAGUUCACUCUACUUACAUAUUUAAUGGAGAAUAAUACGGUAAUCACUGUAAUAUCUUACUGCACAAAGAGACUGAAUAACAGCAAAACAAAACAAAAGCCUAUCCCUACCACAUACACAACAAGUCCAUUAAAGGUAGAGUUUGUAAUUUGACUGAAGGGAGUUAAUUUUUGCGGCGUGUUAUUUUGCGGGUUUUUUUUUCUGCGGGAACUAAUUUUUGCAGAUCGAGGUCAAUCCGCAAAAUUCGCAAGAAUUAGAACCCGCAAAAUUCUCAUGCUACACGGUAUACUAAUAAUAAUUUGAUAUUUUUUGAACUGGUGGAUGGACCUUAUCAUCUUCAUGUUUCCCGGGUAAAUUGCUACAGGCUCAAUUGUACAAAGCGAUGGACCGGUAUCGACUGAGAGUGCAGGGUUCGAAUCCCGGCAACUCGGCCUGGAUUUUUUUAGGACUUUCUUUUAGCAACUGCAUAAGUUGCGUCUUCAACUGGAUUGACCUUUCCAUUUCUAUCUUUAAUUUAUAUGGAUACGUUGUUUUAUUAUUUUUUUUAAAUAGUUUCUUCAUUUGCAUGGCUAUUUUGGAAGUAAAGUUAGUGGAUCAACCAUUGGCAUUGUUGGCUUGGGAAGAAUUGGUAGUGCUGUGGCAAAACGAGCAAACGGCUUUGGAAUGAAAGUUCUUUAUCACAACAGAAACAGGCGUAAAGCAGAUGAGAAAAAACUUGGUAAGAUACUUUGUUCGUGUACAAGAUGUUGAUCCCCUUUUGAGUACGUCUCCUUUAAUCGUUAAAUCCGCUACCCUUUUUAAAGCAAGAACCUGAUUCAUUUCGUUUCGCAUACAGAAUUGUGUUGUGGAAUAUCCAAUAAGCACGGAAUUAGAUUUUUUAGUGAAAAGAUUGUUGGUUCCACAUACAGUCGACUCUUGAAAACUCAAACCCUAGCUAACUCGAAUCUUGCCUUAACUCGAACGAAACUCGAUUUUCUCUAGGCCUUGAGUUCAUACAUUUAUUGUACUUUUACCCUCGAUAACUAGAACCUCCCGCUAACUCGAGGUUAUUUUUGUUUUCCUUCAGAUCAUUUCUAUAUAAUUUUACCCGGCCUCGAUAACAGGGGCACCCAACGGCAAUUUUCGGGAAAAUAUCUGUUCGGAAGACGAUCUGAGAUCUGGAAUUUUCGGAGCAUUUGUUGUAAAAUUUCUUGCUUGCCUGCCUCUCCUAGGAUUUUCGAACAUCUACAAAAUGGUAUAUUUACCCAUUUUCAAGGGAUUUUGACUCUAAAAAAGGCCACCUAGAAUUUUCGGGAGCCUUUUCCUGGCUGAAAUUUUCGAGAAGGUAAGUUUUUAUCCCUGUAAUUUUCGGAUCACUAGACUUUCAGCUAGGAAAUCCGAACAGAUGAAAAGUUUUUAGGGGAUAAAAAUAUGCCUAUAUCUACCGUUUGAAUACUAAAAUGCGUUCACCAAUGCUAUGUUAAGUGCAUUGAACUAUAUCCUCGUUGGGUGCCCCUGUCGAUAACUCGAAAAAUAUUGUUUUUGUGUGUUUAUUUCAAGCCAGCCGUGUGCUCUUUGUCUUUGUCUUUUUCUGUUAGUCUUUUUUUUUUUGUCCAGCCCUGUAUACAGUAUUGAUCAAGCUUUGCUGCUUAAUUCCUCUUUCUAAAUAUCGACAUAUCUCUUCCUGUCCUUGAAGUGUAGUGUGCAUGAUACUAGAACUCCUUCUCCGUCCCAUUUCAUUAGUUUCCUUCUUCCGGUUAUUUGCUUUGAACUCCCGAUAACUCGAACUUUCCCAAGAUUUAGAUGAUUUCCAAGAAGGUGGCAAGUUAUGGGGAGUCAACUGUCUUCAUAUGAGCCCGGUUGACCGGGCUGGAUCGGUUUCCGAGCUCUCGCUUUACCUCUAAAUCCUUUGUAAAAUUUUCGAUGUGUUCAUAGGAAAGGGCGGGCUGGCUCGGUUCCCGAGAUCUCGGUUUUUCCAACCGAGAUCUCGGUAAGCGGGCUGGAAAUUUUGCCAUAUGAACACUUCAUCCCGGUUACCGGGAUGAACGGCGGGAUGAAUUCUCGUGGUGCGGAUGGCAUCGUCUUUCAUUGCCUGCUGUAUUUUACACAUCAUAAGCAUCCUAUUUAACUGCAGUGAUACGGCUUUAAGAGUUACCGAAGCCCGAAAGUAAAAAAUUUUGUGUUUCUCCAUGUUUGCUUUGUUUCUCGAAUUUGGCGCCAGAACUCGUCACCAGGAUCUUUGACCUUUUUUCAUCUCGGAAACCGGGCUGAAAUUUUGCAUAUGAACGCAAGGCAAAAUUCAUCCCAGUAACCGAGUCAGCCCGGUCAACCGGGCUCAUAUGAAGAGGCCCUUAGAGUCAAGACCGGCCUGAAAACCACAUACCCAUUUUUUAGGCCAAAGAGGGCAAUGCCCCACCAGAUGACAACCAACCAUUGAAUUGAAUCAAUUUAUUCUUCAACCGAUGAGGCAGAGGAAAAAUGUUCUGAUACUAAUCUACCUUACUUUCCAGAUGCCCAUUUUUGCACAACUUUGUCAGAUCUGCUACCUCAGUCAGAUUUUGUAGUACUAUGUACACCGCUUACAUCUGAAACGAGACACUUGAUAGCAGCAAAGGAGCUGUCCCUAAUGAAACCAACAGCAACAUUGGUUAAUAUUGCACGUGGAGGAGUUGUUAAUCACGAUGACUUGACUGACGCAUUGAAGAAUGGAGUGAUAAGAGCCGCAGCGCUUGACGUGACAGAACCAGAGCCUCUGCCGAGAGAUCACCCAUUGUUGAAAAUGGCCAACGUUACUUUGACGCCACACUUUGGAUCAGCAACUGCAAACACGAGAAUGAAAAUGGUGGAGCUGGCUGUGAUGAAUUUACGCGCUGGCUUAAAUGGCAAGGAGCUACCUUUUGGGGUCAAUUGA
Porites lobata is the source of this 9007-nucleotide messenger RNA. Lineage: Eukaryota; Metazoa; Cnidaria; Anthozoa; Scleractinia; Poritidae. The record is from the annotation of a GenBank genome assembly.